This is a messenger RNA of Anopheles cruzii, 3570 nucleotides long. It is a transcript of the gene SIDL, whose product is annotated as trafficking protein particle complex subunit 10. The coding region runs from base 97 to 3528 and encodes 1143 amino acids. The transcript is spliced from 3 exons. Gene Ontology annotation, molecular function: protein binding. Gene Ontology annotation, biological process: early endosome to Golgi transport; intra-Golgi vesicle-mediated transport. Lineage: Eukaryota; Metazoa; Arthropoda; Insecta; Diptera; Culicidae. The record is from RefSeq and is a predicted model, not a curated record. Gene Ontology annotation, cellular component: TRAPPII protein complex.
GGAAAAAUGAUGAUUGGUUAUCGUUGCUUAUCAUAGGUGCCGUGGACCAUUCGCCACACUAUUCCAAGGACCCGUUGUCUCUCCCAUCGCCCCAGUAUGGACUGUAAGCCACUUCUGACUUAUUCUGGCGAUUGUCGCAUCUUUAAGACUUUGGAGCCCCACAUUGUGGCCGCUCUCCCGGCGGACUCGGCCGAAUGGAAGCGUUCGUACGGGCGUCCGGUAAAGAAUGUCCGCGUAGAGGCCACUUUCAAACCGUUCGAUCAGGGAGCGCUCGAGAGAUACAAGGAAGGCAAGUGGAGCAUCGUGGACCACCCGGUGCUGCACAUCUACGUGACCGAGUGUAGCGACGUAGAGGCGUACCGUGGGUCGGUGAAGGAGGAAAUAGAUCAGUGGCUGAAGGUGCUGAACACCUAUGGGGUCACCGAUUGGAUGAUUCUGCUGGUGGAAACGUUGGAUGUGAAAAAAUCGAAAAACAUCCUGCCCCGCACGACAGUGCUGGAUAAGAUACGGCUUGAUUUCGCCUCGAAGAACGGCGAUCGCUGUCUGUCCAUCCUGAACCCGGCCCGGUUCGAGCUGAAGGCGACGGAAUCGUUUCGCUGCCUGUUGCAACGGAUUCGCCACCUGAUGCUGACCGGUUACAAUAGGAGUAUCGUCAAGUACGAAGAACUCAUUCGUACGAACCGCGAAAAUCGUAUCCAAGAAAACUGGAGCUUUAUCGAUUAUUUCUUGCUGCAGGAGCAGCUGGCGUUCGUGCUGGAGAUGCUGGGCCAGCACUCGGAGGCACUGGUACAGUACGACGAGCUGGACGCAAUGUUUUCGCAGUUUAUCCUCAACUCGGUGUUUGGCGAGAAGCAAAAGUGGCUCCAGAUCUUUGAUCAGCCGCUCUACACCUUUCACGGCAUCUCGCUCAAUCCGGCCAAACUGAUGGAAACGCGAGCGAAGAUCAUUUCACGCCAUGUCACGCUGCUCGAGUUUCGCAGCUACCUCUUCGAGCGCCAGUGCAUGCUGCUGGACGCGGCUGGCAAACCGUGGGAAAUUGCCGAACGUCUGCUGCCCUUCCUGUUUGCCACGUUGCGUGAAAUCGAGGCCCUGAAGCUAGAAACCCCCGAAGGGGCCCUCGCUUGCUGGGAGUUUGUGUGUUCGCUCGAGGUUCUCAACCUGUGCGAUAAGGUGCAGGAAUCGAAGGACAUCUACAAGUGCUCCCAGUUUUCCGCUCCCAUAUGGAAUCUGGCCAAAGAGAAGUUGCACGGUUUGGGAAAGCAGUGUGGCCUGCUGCCCGGCUUCGUGCCGACUUCGGAGCAACUGCACACGGUCGUUCAUCUUUCGGCCGGCAUGGGCGACAGUCUGCCUGCGGCGGGAAAUGUCGGGCAACGGCUAGAACCCGGACCGGAACUGGGGGAAUCGCGCAGCAAGUCGCCGGCGAGGAAACCGAAAAAAUCGGCUACCGAUACGCUAAAGGAGGCUCUCGGUUCGAACCAGGCGUUCACCAAACUGUAUCUCGAGCUUAGCGAGCUGGCCAUCAGCACCUACAAGCACGUGUCGCGCCUCCGUUCGGCCCGCCUGGUCGGGCUAGAUCUGGGCAACUUCUACAUCACACUCAACGAGCCACAGAAAGCGGUCAACUUCUUCACCGAUUUGCUGCGUGAGCUCAAGGCGGAAAACUGGCACUAUCUGGCCAGCCAAACCCUACUCGAGCUCGCUUCGUGCUACCGCAAGAUGAAGGACAACGUGAACUACACCAAAACAUGCAGCGCGAUCGCGUGCUGCCAGGAUCUGGAACUUCUGGUGCGUACAUUCUAUUUCGAUGAGUUCACUAAGUCGCUCCGCUUGCUGCAGACGAUUCGCAAUGAGGACAUUGACGCACUGAGCGUACUGUGCUCUCUCGAGGAUCACUUCCGCAUCGAUCGUGUCCAGCUGGACAGCACCUCCAUCGUGCAGGACGACUUUGUUAUCGUGAAGCUCGAUAUCGAGAGCCACUUCCCACGGGAACUGCUUGCCGCGCAGGUACUCUUGUCGUUCGAAAUGAAUGCCAAACAAACCGUUGACCCCGGUGGGGCAGGAUCGAAGCCAAGCGGCACAGAGAUCGGUGCCCAUCUGCCCGUCAUCCUUCAUCUGGACUACAAGCAGGACAAUACGCUGAGUGGAGCUUCCGUGGCGUGCGAUACUCCGGUGAAGCAACCGGUACGUAGAAGCAGCAGCACCCGGCGCAAGGUGUCCCCGACGCAGCGUUCCGAUUUCACCAACUGUGUCGCUGUCGAACAAGUUUUGCUGCAGCCCGGACCAAACACGGUCACGCUCAAAACGAAAGCAACCCGAGUCGGCACUUGGAGCUUCCGGCAACUGUCGGUGCAGAUCGAGAGCGUAGAGUUCCUCUCGGAGAGCCUGCCCGUGCGGUGCGAAACAUUUGAAACCAUCACGAAAGCGUCGAUCGCUUCGCUCAACUUUGUGAAUCUCGUGGCCGGUGUCGAGCAGCCGGUGGAACUACUCAUUUCAGCCGGAAGCUUUCGCUUUCCAAAGGACACUUCGGCUACGCUGCGCUGUUCGAAGAAUCUCCGCAUGCGGCUGGCGGGCCCCGUUCCGCUGGCCGCAUUCGAGCGUGAUCUGACCGUACCGCUGAACGAUUUCGCACCGUUCGAGCAAAGAACGAUCGCGCUGGAAGCGAUCUGCGACUUGCCGGGCAAACGGGAGGAACGGGCCAUCGAACAGAAAGUUUCCCUGCAGGUGCCGUGGAGUCGCAACGAGCUCAACAUUCCGCUUCACUUCAUGCCCGCGCUGAUCGCUUCCUGUCGGCUACAUUCGUCCGGCACAUGGAAGUUCCUCCAGGUCGUGCUGAAGGGCGUCAGCGACUAUCGGUUGGUGCUGCGCGAGGCGCAGAUGUCGUGUGCGGCCGAAGGGGUCACUAUUAUCGAUAUUAAUCCGCACGAGCAACAGGAAAUGGUCAUGAGCAAAGCUCUCUCCAUCUCGUACUUGUACGAGCUGCAAGUGGAGGCGCUCAAAGCGGAACGGGAGCAUCCGAUCGUGAAUGUGGACUUCCGGAUGCGUUUCGCCGAUGCACUGGUGCCGGCGGAACGACGAACCUAUCUACCGUACAGCGUCACGUUUGACGUGAUGGACUACACGACACUGUUCACGAUCUGUGCGAAGGUCGAACCGCAGGAACUGUGCCGAGUGAACUCCGUUUGUCACCUCAAUCUGCGCAUCUCGAAAGUUCAUGACAAUCCGUACGCCGAUCUGAUGUACGAAGUGCUGGCCGAUCAGAACAUGUGGGCCGUCGUUGGCCGCACCGCAGGUGUCAUAUCGAUGGAGGAAGUCGAAAGCCACAGUAUCACGCUGGAUGUGUUGCCGCUGGCCGCCGGGUUUCUGCCACUGCCAAACAUUCGCCUAUCGAAAUACAUUUCGGCGAACAAAUCGAAGAGUGAUGCCCAUCCCCGAUUGCAGCCGUUUCCGCCGGGACAAAUUUACAACGCUACAAAAAGCAUGCAAAUACACGUGCUGGCCAGCACCAACACCGACCAACAGACCCAGUAACUGUAGCGGAGCACCAGAAUCCUACGAUAAAUGGCAAUUGAU